Molecule: messenger RNA, 1369 nt
Organism: Thrips palmi
Lineage: Eukaryota; Metazoa; Arthropoda; Insecta; Thysanoptera; Thripidae
Product: dehydrogenase/reductase SDR family member 7
Exons: 7
Coding region: 169-1212 (347 amino acids)
Molecular function (GO): oxidoreductase activity
Source: RefSeq, a predicted model, not a curated record
CAUUGAUGCGGAAGGGACCGGCAGACGACACGACAAGUUAUGUUUAUUUUUUCUAAUCCUUACCUCAUGAUCUUGAAGAGUUCAUCGUCCAAGGACCUCUUCUUUUGAGAAGAACACGAAAAGAUAGUCAGUUUGUCGCUGAAAAGUCUUUCAACAUUGAAUUUCAUCAUGGAGUUUUUUGCCAUAAUUGGGCUUAUUUACAUUCUGUAUCUUUUUGUGUAUUUGGUGGUUUUGACGGUCGCGGACUGUGACCUACAACUGGCAUGGAUGGAAAGAUUUGGUCAUUCCAUAGAUCAAUUGAAAGGAAAAGUGGUGUGGAUAACUGGAGCGUCUAGUGGUAUCGGUAAAGCUGUAGCUAUUAACCUUGCUCAGCAUGGAUGCAAGCUUGUACUAUCCGCUCGCAACCGAGAUGAAUUGCUGCGUGUGCGAGAAAUCUGCCUUGAAAGAGGGAAAAGUGUUGGUUUGGAUGCUGGAGAUGUUCUGGUUUUAAAAAUGGAUAUGCUAGAAUAUUCUAAACAGCAAGAAUGCUUUGAUAAAGUACUUGAUCAUUUCGGGAAGUUGGACAUCCUUCUAAAUAAUGCUGGUCGAUCACAAAGAGCUUCUUGGGAAACAAUUGAAACUGCUGUAGAUCGUCAGGUUUUUGAAAUAAAUGUGUUUUCUGUGAUUUCUCUAAGUCGCAUUGCACUCCAAUACUUCCUGAAGCAAGGUUCCGGUCAUUUAGCAGUUACUUCAAGUAUUGCCGGUGUGCUUGGUGUGCCGUUUUCAGGGUCAUACACUGGCAGCAAACAUGCCGUUCAUGGAUUUUAUGAAAGCUUGCGUCUUGAAAAGAUGUCCAAUCCAAAUAUUCGCAUCAGUCUGCUGUGUCCAGGACCUGUCUUCACUAAUUUUCUUGCUGAGAGCUUCACCAAUAAAGACGGAGAGAGAUUUGGGCAGAGCACCUCACCAACUGACAAUCGUAUGACAGCAGAAAGAUGUGCCCAUUUGUUCGGUGUUGCUUUGGCUAAUAAUUUGGAUGAAGCCUGGAUGGCCCCCUUCCCCAUAGUUCCAAUGGCAUAUCUCUUCAAUUAUUUUCCAAAUAUAGCCCGUGGAGUUGCAUAUUUGAUGGGUAUCAAUAAAUUCCAGAAGUUGAGGGACAGUAGAGACACAGUGAAUCAAGAGUCGUCUGCCUCAGUGCCUGAAGUGGUGGAAGGAAGAGGAGAAAAAGAUGACUAGGACUUUCAGAGAAGUGAUCCAUAAUAGGCUAUGCAAAAAGUCCCUGACUUUUCUUCCUUCAAUAUAAAACAGAUGAAUUUAUGUUUUCAUAACACUUUUGGGAAGUGGAAAUGUGAUUGGCAAACAUUCAAUAAAAGAGAAAAUUUUACUUAGCAAA